GAUGUAAGUGACAGCUCGGUCGAAAUUCUCCAGUCGGUUUCCGUUAGCUUUGGGAAGAGAUGGUCAGAGUUUGUUUUUUACGGAUGAACAGUCCGCUGGCACCGUGAUGGAUGAGAGUCGACAAAACAAUACAGGAGACUGCUAAAAUAAUGUUUCAGCUGCCCUAACGUGCUUUCCAAUGGCCAUCAGGGAACUGAAAGUGUGUCUGCUCGGGGACACGGGUGUGGGGAAAUCAAGUAUCGUGUGUCGAUUCGUUCAAGAUCACUUUGACCACAACAUCAGUCCAACGAUAGGUGCAUCUUUUUUAACUAAGACUGUCCCCUGUGGAAAUGAACUUCACAAGUUUCUGAUUUGGGACACCGCGGGGCAGGAACGAUUUCAUUCGUUGGCUCCCAUGUAUUACAGGGGCUCUGCAGCAGCCGUCAUUGUUUACGACAUCACAAAGCUCGACUCUUUCCAGACGUUGAAGAAGUGGGUGAAGGAGCUGAAGGAACACGGGCCGGAGAAUAUAGUCGUGGCUAUAGCAGGAAAUAAAACCGAUCUGGGUGAUAUCAGGGAGGUUCCAACUAAAGAGGCAAAAGAUUUUGCAGAGUCCAUUGCAGCCAUAUUUAUGGAGACCAGUGCCAGAAAUGCAGUAAACAUAGAAGAGCUGUUUCAGAAAAUCAGUCGACAGAUCCCUCCGCUUGAGAACACAGACGCUGACAGCCACGAGUCUUUUAAACUGACAAGGCAGCCUCCUCCCUCCAGCAGACGCUGCUGUUAGACAUCCAUCCAUCCAUCCAUCCAUCUGCAAGUCACUACAAACACCCUACAACAUGACUUCCUGUGGUACUUGACCCAAGCGAUACAUAGAUGAGGAUCACAGUACACACAAAUCAAUGUGUGUUAAUGUAGGAGUCUGUUAGUCUGAUGUGGAUACGGUCACAUGACUGAUAGACACAUAAUGCAGUAGGAAACACAGCAAUUCUGCCUCUGAACCAUUUUGUACCAAGUCAGAAUGGUUUCUGAAUAUCGUUUUUUCAUGCUGAGCAACUCUUGAGACAUGAGUUAUCUCAACAUGGAAUAAUUUUCUUAUCAAGUCUUUUUAAAUGCAGCACAGAUUUGUGACAAAUAGAAAUGCUAGUAGUUAGCCCGAAGUUUACACAAGAAUAAGUGCCUUAGAAAAUGCCAUUUUUAUGUUUGGCAUUGCCGCUUUGAUUCAUAAAAACAAUAGUUUUAAUAGGUUAUUUCUAAUCUGGCUUUGACCGUUUACGAUGACAUAGGAUCUGAUGAAGCCUAGAUGAAAGAUUGACAUUCGCAAAUGUGUUAGUCACACACAGUGUUUAUUGUAUUAUGUAUUUACAUACCACUACUGCUUCAUACUAAUAAACCGUGGGUCUAAUAUGUCAUUAUUGUAAAGCUGUGUGUAAUUGCACAUUGUUUUUAUUUCAAUAAUUUUAAUUAAUUAUACGGACACUGUAAAAUAAAGUGUUGUCAAUUUAUUCAUUCUUAAAAUAAAUAAAGGAUAAAACUGGUUAUUGGUAAAAAAUGCAAAACAUCAUUAUAAUGUAGAAAUUUUCCUUUAUUAAAUGGAAAUAUGUGGAAAUCAGCCACCAGGGGGCACAACUGGCUUUAAAGUGGACACAUGUUUUGUUGGUUCUUUCUGCAAACCUCUGCUUACCUGUUGCUGUCAAUGUUGAAAAGCCUCAACUGUCCAUAUUCUCCCCACUAAAAUUUCGGAGUUUGGUGAUUUUUUUCAAUUUGCAACCGAGAAAAUGCCGUUCAUCUGUUAAACAGGUACACUUGUUAUCUGGUCAGAUAGUUUGCAAGUAAAACAAACCAUCACUAGGUUGAUUCCCCCAUAAAGGUAAAACACUGAUUCAGUGGCACUUUCUCUCGUGAGUUACAGGAAUCGGUUCGACUGAUCUGUGGCACAUGGGGAUCAUGCCGAUGGUUGGGUCAUUAUUUUUGCAAUUCCAUUUGGUGACACUAGUGCUUCAGAAAUUACACACUUCACCUUUAAGGCUAAAAGCAUAAAAGCAGGGUAAUUGUGCACUCUUAUAUAACCAGCCUACCUUGGUGUGGUCGUGAGUGGAUUGAUUGCCUGUCCUGUGCAGUAGUUUUUUUAAUUUAGUAAUCAGAAUGAUCUUUUCUGUCAGUCACACGCAGCACUGGUUCUCCUCUAACAGUUUAGUUUUUUUGUUCAUAAAUCAUCACAGUCAUUAUUGACAAAGCAUCACAUGUAAUUUAACAUUUAAUAUAUCUGUCUAAUUAUAUCUCUUUUCUAAGUUAGAAAGACUAAAAGUUGGUGUGAAUGCACAUGGAUGCCUUAACGUAGCAAAUUCAGUCUGAAUCAUAAGAGCUAGACGAGAUCUGGUAAUAAUGGUCAUAUUCAGUUAAACAUUUUGUAAAUAACUUUAUAUUUGUAUUUUUAAGUCUACCUUUUCUUAGUUAACUUAAUGUUUCCAUUUUGUGAUAUAACAAUGGUAUCAAACACACUUUGUACCAGAAGUCAUCAAUAAACUACAAAUGCAGUAUG
Molecule: messenger RNA, 2518 nt
Organism: Carassius gibelio (silver crucian carp)
Lineage: Eukaryota; Metazoa; Chordata; Actinopteri; Cypriniformes; Cyprinidae
Gene: rab31
Product: RAB31, member RAS oncogene family
Exons: 7
Coding region: 179-763 (194 amino acids)
Molecular function (GO): GTPase activity; GTP binding
Source: RefSeq, a predicted model, not a curated record